This is a messenger RNA of Lachancea meyersii CBS 8951, 1431 nucleotides long. Lineage: Eukaryota; Fungi; Ascomycota; Saccharomycetes; Saccharomycetales; Saccharomycetaceae. The record is from the annotation of a GenBank genome assembly.
AUGAAUGCGGUCACACACAUAUCAUUCAAUACCCAUGUACUGGUGAGACUUCCAUCCAACAAUCUCAAAAUCUGCGAGCUAAAGCCAGACAGUGACAUUUCCCUGGGAAAAUUUGGGGCUUUCAAAACUAAUGAUAUUAUUGGCUUUCCAUUUGGAACGACAUUUGAAAUCCAUUACGAUAAUGCAGUCGACGAUAAUGUAGCUGGCACGGGUAGUGACAGCACGUCGAGAAGCUCUAAAAACAAAUUCAAAAUACCAGUGGGUACUAUCAGUGUCAUAGAAAGUGGCGUGGCCAGUAGGUCCGGUUCAGACGAAGAAUUUACGCCGCAGCCCGAAUUACAGCUGAUUGGUAACAGCGAUUCCAAUAAAAACCUGAUCAACGUUGGCAACAGCAUUCAAAAGCUCACUACGGAGGAAAUUGAGCUGCUCAAGCAGCAGAGUGCUUCCGGCGAAGACAUCAUCAAUAAAAUGAUCGAAGCUCACGGUAGUUUUCAUCAGAAAACUGUUUACUCUCAAGAGAAGUACCUCAAACGCAAGAAACAAAAAUUCGCCAAACGCUUCACUGUGGAGUACUUGAGCAGCUCUGGACUUUUGCAAUAUUUGCUGGAUAAAGGAGACGUUACUCGUGCCCUGGACAUGUCAGAAGAAAGCUUGGGUAUGAUACUCAACCUAGCCAACAUACGGUCCAACGGGACAUAUCUAUGCGUGGACGAAACUGGUGGUCUACUGGUUUAUGCACUUUUAGAAAGAAUGUUUGGUGGCAGCAACGAUAACGAAGCUGCUGGGAAGAUCAUUGUGGUGCACGAGAAUGAGCAUGCAAACCUGGAUCUGCUUAAAUUCUCUAAUUACACUGAGGAAUUCAUGCAAAAACAUAUCAAGACCGUGUCAAUCUUGGACUAUUUUGAGCCUCCUACAUUAUCGGAAGUUCAAGAAGCAUUUACGCCGCUCUCAGAUGACCAGUUGAAAGCCAUGAAAAGCAACAAAAAGGGCGCUUAUUACCGCCGCCUGAAAUGGUACACCGGUCAACUGGACAUCAUUGAUUGGGCUACUAAACUUCAGUACGAUGGCUUGGUGGUGGCAUCCACUUUACAUCUGCCCACUUUCAUACCGAGACUGGGCCAAAGAGUCCACGGCUCAAGACCUAUCGUCUGCUACAGUCAGUUCAAGGAGUCCGUUUUAGAAUUAUCGCACGCUCUGUACAGCGAUCUACGGUACCUUGCCCCAACUAUCGUGGAAACUCGUUGUAGGCCAUUCCAAACUAUUCGGGGACGUCUUCACCCGCUUAUGACUAUGAGAGGUGGUGGUGGAUAUCUUAUGUGGUGUCACAAAGUGAUACCAACAGACCCGUCAGAGGUAAAGGCCCCGCUUCCGCUCGUCUCCGCAAACCCAGAAGCAACGGUGACUGAAGCGAAAAAACAAAAGAUAGAAUAA